Messenger RNA from Dinoponera quadriceps, 354 nucleotides. RefSeq lists its product as uncharacterized. Bases 1 to 354 code for a protein of 117 amino acids. The record is from RefSeq and is a predicted model, not a curated record. NCBI's taxonomy places the organism in Eukaryota, Metazoa, Arthropoda, Insecta, Hymenoptera, Formicidae. The transcript has a single exon. Gene Ontology annotation, molecular function: nucleic acid binding.
AUGUGGCUUCAACAAGAUGGUGCUGCGCCACAUUUUGCUGUUAUUGUGCCCCAGUUUUUAAAUAACCACUACAAUGGCAGGUGGAUUGGACGAGGAAGCUCAGAUUCAGGCCAUGAAUGGCCUCCAUAUCCGCCAGAUUUGACGUCACCAGAUUUUUUCUUGUGGGGAUUCGUAAAAAAUGUUGUAUUUGCCCAACGAUCCACAACAAGGGAGAACAUGAUGGAACGCACUCGUACAGCUUGUGCGUCCAUACCCAGAGAGAUUCUACUUAGAACAGUCGAUAGUUUCGAAAGGCGUUUACAUUUGUGCCUUCAAGCCAAUGGAGGAAAUUUCGAACAGUUACUCCGAGGUUAA